Acipenser ruthenus (sterlet) is the source of this 6865-nucleotide messenger RNA. RefSeq names its product poly(rC)-binding protein 3-like. Gene Ontology annotation, molecular function: mRNA binding. Lineage: Eukaryota; Metazoa; Chordata; Actinopteri; Acipenseriformes; Acipenseridae. The record is from RefSeq and is a predicted model, not a curated record. The transcript is spliced from 16 exons. The coding region runs from base 476 to 1966 and encodes 496 amino acids. Gene Ontology annotation, cellular component: cytoplasm; nucleus. Gene Ontology annotation, biological process: negative regulation of mRNA splicing, via spliceosome.
AAGAAAGCUACAGUAAACGCAGAUCCUGGAUUAAGCAACACAUACAAUCAAGCUUUAGCUGAAAAGCAGCUCAAUUUACUGUACUUUUUUAUUCUGAUAUUACUGUUAUGUUUUUUAUUUUUUAUUGUAUAAUUAUCAUCUGACAGCAGCAGGAAGGACUGUUGGAUAUUUACUAAGAAGAGAAGAAGACGCAACUGGAAUAAUCUUAUAUUAUAAACUUCGUGUUUUUUGUUCUUUUGUUAUACAUAUAUUUUUGUUUAUUCUUAGAUCCAUUAACACUGAACAUUUUCUACUGAGUGACUUCUUCCCUUUUGAAAUUUUUUAUCUUCCCCGUUUUUCCCUCCCGCUUCCAAACCCUUGUCUGUGUGUUUAACAAUAUCACACCUCCGCUAAACCCUUCCUUCUCUGACCCCAUCCAACACCCCCUGUAAGAUCUUGCAGCGUUAUCUGUUGGCCAGCAGAGAAAGUUCACUGUAUGAAGAUCUGCACGGAGUUCUGCUUCAGGGUGUUUCUGUGUGAAAAUAAGGAUCACUGGUAUCGAGAAGCCACAGCCAGCAUGAAUAUGAACAUGAGCAUGCCGAUAAAUAUAAACAUGAAGGAGGGGAAUGUGUCCGACGGGGGACUCAAUGUCACAUUGACUAUCCGGCUACUAAUGCAUGGAAAGGAAGUCGGAAGCAUUAUUGGAAAAAAAGGGGAAACAGUUAAAAAGAUGAGAGAAGAGAGUGGUGCUCGAAUCAACAUUUCAGAAGGAUCCUGCCCAGAGAGGAUUGUCACAAUUACCGGCCCCACAGAUGCCAUUUUCAAAGCCUUUUCCAUGAUUGCACUUAAGUUUGAAGAGGACAUAAAUGCUUCAAUGACAAACAGUACAGUGACAAGUAAACCGCCUGUGACGCUGAGAUUGGUGGUUCCUGGAAGCCAGUGUGGCUCAUUAAUAGGAAAAGGAGGGUCCAAGAUCAAGGAAAUUAGAGAGACCACAGGCGCUCAGGUACAAGUAGCAGGGGACAUGCUGCCAAACUCCACAGAGAGAGCUGUAACUAUCUCAGGCACUCCAGACGCCAUCAUCCAGUGCGUAAAGCAGAUAUGUGUGGUGAUGCUAGAGUCCCCACCCAAAGGUGCCACUAUCCCUUACCGCCCCAAAUCUGCCUCUGCACCCAUCAUAUUCGCGGGUGGCCAGGUCAGAGCAGACACCAUCUUGGCUUCAGGAGGAAACCACACCAUCCUGGCACAGCCACAACAAGCACCUGAUAUACCUGUCCUCUGGUCAGCCUGCCCCAAGACCUUUGCAAUCCAGGGACAGUAUGCCAUUCAUCCAGACUUGACCAAGCUUCACCAGUUGGCUAUGCAGCAUUCCCCCUUUACUCCCCUUGGGCAGACCAACCCUGGUUUCCCUGGUCUUGAUGCCACAACUCCUACCAGUUCCCACGAGCUCUCAAUUCCAAAUGAUUUAAUAGGCUGCAUUAUUGGCAGACAAGGAAGCAAGAUCAAUGAAAUCAGGCAGAUGUCAGGGGCACAGAUCAAGAUCGCCAAUGCCAUAGAAGGUUCAGCAGAGCGACAGGUCACAAUCACAGGAUCCCCUGCAAACAUCAGUUUAGCACAGUACCUCAUCAAUGCAAGCUUAGAGAUGGCUAAAAUCAGCACCCAGACUGCUUCGGUCACGAACCCUGUUGACCUCAACAUGAACCUCUCUCAGUCUGCCACCCCUACCUCCACUCCCACCUCAAUGGCUGUUCUGGCAGCGGCGGCCGCUGCUUCCGCCGCGGUCAACGUCAAUUCCCCUCCUCCCUUACCAACCACCCACUAUGCUGUUCCUGUCUCCAGUCUGCUUGGCAUGAAAACUGUCCCAUUCCUGGCGCUAAACGCCGCGGCCGCAGUGGGGGCCACGGGGAGUUUAUCUGCUUAUACCACUAAAAUCCCAUCCACCAGCGGGGUUAAGAAAUCCGACCGACAGAAGUUUGCUCCGUAUUGAGAAGGGAUGAGAGAAUGCAAGUCCCCCCACUCCCCCUCAUGCUUUCAACCAAGAUUCUAUGGCUCUCUUCAGAAGUCACUGGCCUGGGGGCACUGUAAUGCUUCCCAUCAUGCAGUAAUGCAUUAGUCACCUGACAGGACAUUUCCAAAGGCCUUUUGUGACAAUGAUUCUUAUGGACUGUAAACUACAGAGGAACUCCUGCCAUUUAUAUUUUAAAGAAAUCUUUCUAUAAUACUAGAAAAAAAAAAUACUCUAAUAAUUUAACCAUUGUGCUUCCUAACUCAUGUGUUGCUCUCAUUACUGUACCAUUUUAACAUUGUUUGUGGCUCAGACCUGGUUAAACAAAGAUUCUUGUUUAAUUUUCGUUUCUUCUGUUUAGUUGAUGUUCAUGCUCAGGCUUGUCUAUGUAAAGGCAUGAGCUCUCAGUGUUUCAAUUCAUUGUAUUCAAAUAUAUCUACUUUACUGAGGUAAAUUAAAUAAUGAUAGCUUUUUAUAAGUAAAGGAUUACUGAUGAAAUGUUUGCAGUCUCCUUCCUUUCUUUGUUUUUGUUAAUGUCAACAUUAAAGUCUUAUUUAUUAUGUUACAUUUAUAUAGACAUGUACACCCAGGAAAACUCCUUGAGCUGCAGUUGACGCUAUGGAGGAAUACCAACACAACUUUGUAUCUAAUCUGUAUUGUUAUUUGUAAUUUAAUAAGUUUCAGGGAUCUUUCAGGUACUCGUACAGCUGUGCUGUAAAAAUUGAUGAGCCUAAUAAAUCAUAAACCAGUGUUAUGUACCUCACUUUGAAGGUGUUAGUCAUUUUUGUUUCUCCCAGUUGCAUCAAAACAUAUUUUAAAUUUGAACAUGUAUAAAAAAAUGCAGUACAACCGGUGUUAAAACCAAUGGAAAAAAGGCCAUAUUUACUGUAGUGCAACAUUUGCAACAAAUUAUAAUAAAUUAUUCCAUAAACCUUACUAUUUUUCUGAGGUCUUACAGGUUCAGUCUUGAAGAGGCAUUUGUUUUGGUAAAUACACUGCUGUCCACCUUAUUAGGCCCUCACCUGUACCUAAUAUUGGGCUGGGCCACUGUUUGCCUUAACUAUAGACUUUAUAUGACAUGGCACAGAUUCCAUAAGGUGCUGGAAGGUGUCUUGAUGGAUUCAAUCAUUUCAUGGAAUUGGUGCAGAGAGUUAGUCAGAGGAUCAUUAUGACACAUUAUUUGUUUACGGUAAUAUCAAACAUGCUCAACUGGCUUGAGAUCCAGAGAUUUGGUGGCCGCGAAAGAUGAGCCUUGUCUCUGUCAUGUUCCUUAGACCUGUUUUUGCACGCAAUUCAGACACAUGGAUGGGUGCAUUACCAUCUUGAAAGUAACCAUCACCAUCAGGGAACAAGUGCAGCAUUGUGGGGGAGACUUAAUCUGCAAUUAAGUCAAAUAAAUUCAUCAAGCCUUCCUGAGUAACCAAGGGAUCCAGGCUAUACCAGAAGAACACACCCCACACCAGGGCAUGCCAGAGCCAGUCUGGUUGAUAGGUCCUAAAAAUGUGGCUAGGCAUUGUAUGUAUUUUGAAUAUAAAUAUCUUUGGUGCCAUUCUUUUUAACAGGAUGCUCUCAAUUUGCAGGCCUUCCAGGUAGUCUGUCACACAGUUCCUAGGUUAGAGAGAAAGCAGCGUCAGUGGCUGCAAAGCAUGUCAGUCAUUAGGGGAAGAAGCUGGUUGUUUUCUGACAGAAAAGAGGGCACUUCCUCCUCUAAUUGUUUCUUUUAGAUCUUUGAGGUCCUUCUCCCAACAGAGCUGGAGUACAUUAUCCAGAUUAUCCUGGGAAGGCAUUGUUGAGGUGAAUGGACCUCAGAAGUACAAGUAUAUCACCUGAAGGGCUUCUUCUAAAGAGUCAAGCAGGCAGGAAACUAAAACUUGUCAGCCGACAAAAGGUUCAGGUAACAAACUGAGCUAAAAAAGAUAUUACAAAAUGUCUGUGAUGGAAACCAUUAUGAUGAAGAAACACAAAAGUGCAGUACUGUAAUAUGAUGACCCUCUAUUGUUAAUGUGAUUUUUUUCAAACCAGAAACAUGGGGAUGCCAAAGACAAAGCCUAUCCCUUGCAGGUGUCUAUCAGGAGGGGGCGCUGUAGCAUAGUGAGCUGUCCCUAACAAUUUUUUGCUUCCGUAACACCAUGGAGCAGCAAAAUCUUUUCUGUACUUCAAUAAAGGUUGAGAGUCUGGGAUAAAAUGGCAUGUUUUGCUAGUUGAGAAACCUUUGGUUUUAUUAGCUUCUCUCGUUAUAUAAGGCAUUUCAGUGGGUAUCAUGCUUUCUUUGUUGGGGCUAAUUAUAAUUAAAGAGAAGAGCCUUGAACUUCAAAGAAUCCAUCCUAUGAGAUUUAGUUCUUGUAUGCAAUUCAAGUCAAGGGCGCCUCAUUAAAUUGGUAAUAACCAAGCUUUUUAAAAAUGUCCUUACCUCUCAUUAACAUAACAUCACUUACACAAGCCCUUUAUUGUUUUGUUGCUCAUCUGUUUUGUUUUCCAUACACUAUUUAUUUCCCUUUGUCUGGGGUGAAAAAACAUUGUUUCUUGCCACAACAAUUUAAGCUUGAAUGUUGUAUUUCCUGUGUUAAAAAUAUGUGGGCUCCAGCUGACCCGUGAAGCGUUCUGCAUAUAUAAAUCUAUGCACGGUCUGUUGGGGUCCUUUUACCUGUAACACAGGAAGUGAAUGUGGGGAGGAAACCACAAACUGCUACCAUGAUAAUGGUGGGCAAAAUAAAGUCUGGGUACAACAUGAUAUACAGUACAGGAAAAAAAGAAAGUAUUUGUGAGCAUGAUGUGAGCAUUAGUAGCAUCAGCACUGGUCCCGUGAAUUUCUUGUGUUAAAAACCUAUUGAAAUGAAAUUGUUUCUUCUUGGUAUCUAAUCACUUCAGGAGUAGUAAAUGACCUGUUUGCACAGGAAGUGAUUCAACAAAAGAAAGGGGAGACAGCGAUAAUUGUGGUAAUCAUAAUAGAAGCAUUGAUAAAGAGAGGAAAUGACACAGAAAUGUGUAAAAGUAUACUUGGAUUUUACCUUUUAAUGUUUUUGAAGAAAAGUUACCUGGGUCAUCCUUUAUUUUAAAGGUCACCUACCAACUAUUAACAACCCGAUAAUAAACAUGUUGAUAUGCUUUAUUUAUUUUCCUGUUAAUUGUUACUUAAUAUAUUAUAAUGCUGGAUGCACCUGCACCCGGUAGCCUAGAUGAGUACUGACUAAAUGAAGAUGGACUUCACACAGACCACAAAGUAUGGGGGCAGAACAAUGAUUUAUUUAACAAAAUGUAGAAGUAUGGGGAAAGGGUAAGAUAGGGAGUAUAAAAGAACAGUGUAUUUAUUAACAACACAAAUUAUAAAUUAAAAUGAGAAUAUUGAAAUAACUCAGUGUGACAGGCUGACCGGGGUAAGGAGACUCAGAGUUAGGAUGUGCAGGGAAAAUAAAAGACUUUUAAUUAAACAAAAUACACAAAACAAAAGGCACAAUGGCCAACCAAAAAGACAAACACAAAAACAGGCUUUAAACAAACUAUACCAACAACGUGGCCUAAAUGGCCACCUCCCCCCUUAAAGUCCCAAAAUCGUCUCUUCUGGUGCUGGGGAGAGGGCAGAGGCUUCCCCUGGCCCACAAGCAGUCUGGUGGUCCCAAGCAAAGAUAGUCCGGCAGCCCAGGGCCAUAACAGCAGACCCCCGGGAGGCGACGGCGGCAGAGGACCCUCGGGAGGGGAGCCCCUGGCCAUGAAGGCGGCAGCGGGAGCUCCACUUCUCCCUUGUACUUUGUAACUGUUGGCUCCCCAGGCGAAGCAGGACCCUCGGCAUCCCCAGGCGAAGCAGGACAGGCAGCAACCCUAGGAGAAACAAAAGCAGUGCAGCAGGCAACCCUAGGCGAUGCGGAGCAGCAGGCAACCCCAGGCGAUCCAGACGUGGUAUCCCUGAGCGGAGUGGCUGUGGCAUCCUUGGGCGGUGCGAGGCAGGCAUCCUUGGGUGGUGUGAGGCAGGCAUCCUUGGGCGGUGCGAGGCAGGCAUCCUUGGCCAACAGUGCAGGAACCUCCGGCCAGGGUGGCAGCGGCCAGAGUUCCUCUUCCCUGUUGGCAACAGGAGGUAGAGCCCGCUCCAGCUCCUCUGAUGGCGGAAGCGGGAACAGCAGCUUGUCUCUCUCUGGUGGCGGAGGCGGAAACAGCAGCUCGUCUCCCUCUGGUGGCGGAGGUGAGAACAGCAGCUUGUCUCCCUCUGGUGGCGGAGGCGGGAACAGCAGUCAGUCUCCCUCUGGUGGCGCUGCCGGCUCCUCCGACAGCGGGCUUAGAGCUGGUGGUGCUGCCGGCUCCUCCGACAGCGGGGUUAGAGCUGGUGGCGCUGCCGGCUCCUCCGACAGAGGGGUUAGAGCUGGUGGCGGGCGUCUCCGCUGGGCUCCCUUCAGCAGCAAAAACAGCGGCUGCUGUGGAGCCUGAGCUUCACGCCCCCCCCCCCCCAAAAAAAAAUUGGGGUUUGGGCCUUCAGCUUCUCCCCUCCGGACACAGGACGCACUGGCUCCUCCCCUCUGGACACAGGACGCACUGGCUCCUCCCCUCCAGACACAGGACGCACUGGCUCCUCCCCUCUGGACACAGGACGCACUGGCUCCUCCCCUCCGGACACAGGACGCACUGGCUCCUCCCCUCCGGACACAGGACGCACUGGCUCCUCCCCUCCAGACACAGGACACACUGGCUCCUCCCCUCCGGACACAGGACACACUGGCUCCUCCCCUUCCGGCUCUUGCAGCGGCAGCUCCUCCUCCUCAUACUGGGUGGGACAGAUGGCCACCGUGUGCCCCUAUGCCCCACAGCCGGGGCACAACUCUGCGACGAGCCCUUUUAAAAACAGCUCCCAGUUGUCAUCUGCCUCCUCCUGGGCCAGCUCCAUUUUCUUUUUUU